Messenger RNA from Thrips palmi, 6986 nucleotides. It is a transcript of the gene ksr, whose product is annotated as kinase suppressor of Ras 2. The record is from RefSeq and is a predicted model, not a curated record. NCBI's taxonomy places the organism in Eukaryota, Metazoa, Arthropoda, Insecta, Thysanoptera, Thripidae. Gene Ontology annotation, molecular function: protein kinase activity; ATP binding. Gene Ontology annotation, biological process: protein phosphorylation. The coding region runs from base 302 to 3454 and encodes 1050 amino acids. The transcript is spliced from 16 exons.
CCUUUGCCAGUUUUCUAUCAAAUUUUGAUCCUUCUUUAUUUAAUUUUCUCGACUUUGUCGUUUUUGUCAAAUAUUUGCCUGGUCUCAUAUGGUCAGAUAUGCAAAACGAGGUUCAGAGAGCGGGCGGUGCCUUUUUCGUGAGUGAAAACGCGACGAGAGAAAAGCAAGAUGGCUGAAGUUUUUACGUGACAGAGAGAUGAAAUGAAGAAGUUUUAUCAGGAAGAAGUGAUGUCAAGCCCAUCUCGUUGUCUUAAAGUGUGCUCUGAAUGAAGUGGUGCAGGACUUGACAGGCGAGGUUGGGAUGGCGACCGAGGACAGAGACAGAACGGAGCGGGAUCCCCGAGGUGCCCUGCUUGUAGUGCAGUCCAUGAUUGACAUUUCUGCUGACCGCUUGGAUGGUUUGAGAACGCAAUGUGCGACGAGUGCGGAGUUGACGCAGCAGGAAAUUCGCACUCUAGAGGGAAAGUUAGUGAAGCUAUAUUCUCGACUGCUGCUUAGCAAAUCUUCAUUUAUAGAAAGUGGUGCUUUAAGAGCAAAGGAUGUUGUCAAUAUACCUCCUUUGGAUCAAUGGCUGAAAGUUGUUGGGUUGGCACAUGAUGCUAUUCCCGGUGUUUGUAAGCGUAUUGGUACAUUGGAGGAAUUGCAACUCAAAUCUGACUAUGAACUGCGGAGUAUUCUUGCAGAAAGACCAGCAAGAGAUGAAGAUAUUCGUAGGCUCACAAGAUCACUCCACAAUUUGAGAAGAUACAUACAAGAUUUAAAAGUUAGAGGAGAUGAAGCAAAUGAUACAGAACCUCCUCUGUAUUGGGAUUCAUGGGAUUGCCAAAGUCCUCAACGUGCUCCAUCAAGUGUUAGUACAUCGCCAAGACCGCUUCGAACUAGGAUGGCCCGUGGGUCAGUCCCAUCAGAAGAUAGUUUACCCUACAACAAUAACAACUAUAGUUAUAGUCCUAGUCUUGGUGGUGCUACAAGUUCCUCUGUUAAUUCGUUACCACAGCUGGGAGGAACUCCCACCCAUUUUGCUCCUCUCUCUCCCCCUGUUCAGCCAAUUUAUCCACCUUGCACACCUCCCUCCACUCCACCAGUCAAUAAGGGAAAAGGUGAUAGAUUAAGGUUUCCUACGACACCUCCUCCUAGAAGAAAGAUUCAUGGCAAUACCAGCACUCUCAAUCACACAACUCAACUAAGUCAAGAUCAACUUGUUCAAGAGCUUAAAAAUCUUGCUGCUCAAGAAAAUGGUGAACAGUCCUGUUCAAAAUACCAACAUCACCAAAUGCAGCAACAGUCACAUCACUUCCAAAAUCAACAUCACCUGCAGCAACAAUCACCACAGCAACAAAUAUGUCAACAGGUGCAAAAUGCCCUCGGUGAUGCCCAUACCUUGACCAAGUCCAAAUCUCAUGAAUCACAGCUUGGAAACAGAGUGGACGGGGCAGACAAUGGUCAAAGCAGUAAUGAUACUGCUGGAGCUGCAAAUGGACCUCGUCCAAGAAGGGGCCGUCUUCCGACUGAGCCUGGUCCUAACAGUAGUGACUACGGUCAAACAUCACCUUUACUAUCCAGUCCUAUAAAGUCUCCACCUUACAGUUCUGCUGGCACGGAUAGUGAUGAUAACAGUGUGAAAUCGAGCCUUCAAGUUCCAAAGUCUCCCAGGGCAGCAUCUGUAUUGACAAGGGGAAUGGCCCAUGAUAUAUCGCAUCGGUUUACCAAAACCUACAAGAUGAUUGCCAUGUGUGAUUACUGUGACAAACAAAUGUUCAUGGGUCUGAAAUGCACGGAGUGUAAAUAUAAAUGUCACAAAGACUGUAAGUCAAAAGUCCCUCCAUCUUGUGGAUUGCCAAGAGCACUGGUUGAGGAAUUCAGAAAGACACUUCAGUCGGAUGGCAUAGGCCCACCCAAUUCAUCUCCUAGUAUGAGGCGACCAUCUCCCAGCCAUUCUUCUAACAACAACCACAACUUUUUCACUCGUAAAGACCGCAAAAGGUCUCAUCCUCAACCUUCCAUCCAAAUACCGCCUUUCCAAGGCCCAGAUUCAAGUUCGAACACGUCAAGCUGUAAUUCUUCUACACCAUCAUCACCAGCUCUAAUGAUGCAACAACACGCAUCUUCAGCUGCCCCCUCCACCAAGCAACAGUCAUUCCAGUUUCCAGAUGUAACACCUCGAUGUGUUACUCUAGAGACACAUCCUCUGACGGCCCCUCCUGCUCUUGAGGAGAUUAUGGACUCUCAUAAGGCCCAAAAAGAGGGAAUUUCAAUGGAUAGUGAUAAAACUCUGUCAGUGUCUGGGUCUGGCAGCAUAAGCACUGAUUCAGAAAGAACGCCUAUUCGAGUUGAUAGCCAAGAUAGCCAGGUAUCAGAUGGAGAGGCAACAGAUGGCAAGGGAUGGCCAAGACAGAAUAGUUUGUCAAUGCGAGAGUGGGACAUCCCAUUUGAUGAUUUAAAUUUAGGGGACGCUUUAGGCACUGGACAUUUUGGAACUGUCUAUAGAGGUAGUUGGUAUGGGGAUGUAGCCAUUAAAGUAUUAAAUAUGGAUCAAAUGGGAGACAUUGACAUGGAAAAGACCUUGGAAGCGUUCAAAUUAGAGGUGGCAACUUUUCGCAAAACAAGACAUGAAAAUUUAGUCUUGUUUAUGGGAGCGUGUAUGAAGCCUCCGAGACUUGCCAUUGUCACAAGCAUGUGCAAAGGCCUGACUCUGUUCACACACAUCCACAUACGCAAAGAUAAAUUCAACAUGAACCGCACCACAAUGGUGGCCCAGCAGAUAUCGCAGGGCAUGGGAUAUCUUCAUGCUCGGGGUAUCAUCCAUAAGGAUCUCAAAAGCAAAAACAUUUUUCUUCAAAAUGGAAAGGUUGUUAUCACAGAUUUUGGUCUCUUCAGUGUCACCAAGUUGUGUUUUGGAAACCGGAAGGGUAAGGGGUUGAGCAUACCUCGUGGAUGGCUAUGCUAUCUUGCUCCCGAAAUUAUGUGCAGCCUGAAAGCUCAGCAAAAUCAACUGGAUGAUGAGCUCCCAUUUUCCAAAGCUUCUGAUGUGUAUGCUUUUGGAACGGUAUGGUAUGAGCUUUUGUGUGGAGAGUGGCCUUUCAAAGCCCAACCCCCUGAAUCAAUCAUUUGGCAAGUGGGGAAGGGAAUGAAGCAGACAUUGGCUAACCUUCAAGCAAGCAGAGAUGUAAAGGCCCCCUUAUUUCCCAUUUCUCCUUCCCCUCUCCCCUCUCUGCGCCAAUUCGCUGAGAAAGGCAAGCCCAAGCACCAUGAUCGUCACUAUCACCUUCCCAAAGAUACUAGCCAUAGUGCUUCAAGUGAGGAUAUUUUAAUGUCUUGCUGGUCGUUCAAACCUGGAGAUAGACCAGACUUCGUCAGGCUGCUGAAUACUUUUGAGAAACUUCCAAAGAAGAGGCUGGUAAGAAGUCCCUCACAUCCGAUUCAGUUAUCAAGAUCUGCUGAAUCGGUUUUCUGAGUAACACAGAGCCGGGCUAGGACCGGCUCAGUUGGAGGAGAUCAGCCCCUCCUCUAUAAUUCCAAGCUGUGGGAUAAUGGGCCACAGCAGGAAAUGGACCUCAAAGGAAACUAUUCUUUGAAUAAUUGAAAUGCAAAGUGAUGAUGCAUUUUCCUGCAACAAGUUCCAAGAAGAAGCCAGUGUUUAUUUAGGGCUGCUCUGCCCUCUAUCUAGUCACAUUUACUAUUGUCACGGUAUCAGUAUUGCUCCCUUUAGAUACUUGACAUUGGCAAGUAGAGUUUUUUUGUUGUUGUUUUUCUUGUUGUUGCAUUAAAAGUCGACUGAGGAUGAUGAUAUGAUAGAUUUCUGUCUGUAUCCAAGAAGUUAAAUAGAAUAGUUCUAAGAUUUUGCAAAAACUUUCCCAAGAACCAGAGUGGUCUUGCUACAGCUCUGUUUUAUCUACAUUAUACAGUAUGACACUGCAGGUAAAGCACCUCUGAUUUGAUCAAUGAAAAAUGCUCUUUGAAUCCAUUGUUCUCUACCAUUAAAUCUCUGGUGCCUCAUCUUGCUGUAUUGACUUUUACAUGAUAUGGAAUUUUAGUUUCUGAAAUUUUUAUUUUGAAGGUGCACUGUAUCUUUACAGUUAUAUUUGAAACUUUUGGUUUAUUGUCUGAUUGAUUGCUUAUUUAUUGGCCCGAGUUCUGAAAACUUAGAACCCCUAGUUUAUUUAUUUCAUUUCUUUAGAAAUUAUUAUUGAAUUAAUUCAAUAAUUAUUUAUAAUUAAUUGGGAACAGUUACCAGCCAAGUUACUAAUGAAUUUGUUAGUUGUGAUUUUUAAAUGCAAUAUGUUCUAAAUGAUUGAAAUAGUUGUUCACCAUUUUUACAUGCACUCUGGCACUGUGGUUAAUGUCAUAUAAGUAUUAAGUGAACUUCUUAGUCCUUUUCGCCAUCUCGCUGCUGCAGACUAUUUACUGACCUCUGUAAUGAGAUCAACAUAAGAGUUUUUACUAAUGUAUCAGUUUCCAGUGUACUUAUACAGGGUGGUCCACCCGCGGUGGUACGUUGAAAAAAAAAAGCAACCCUUUAUACAGCUGCAGUAAAAGUAAGGUGGGAGGUGCCACACUCUUUGCCUCGCCUCACCAGCUGCUGCAAUUGUUGCCUCCUUUUCGACCUACCGGCGCGGGCGAGCCGCCACUACAUCAAGGUCCGAUCUCAAACUGAUCUUCAGGCAAAUGUUUUUUAUCCUUUAGCUCAUGGAGCUAUUUGAUUCUAUGGUUUGUGCAUGCAUCACUAUGGUGUUUGAAAUCAAGUUGUAAGUGCCUUUCAGAGCUAGCAAUGUUGAUUACCAAAAGACAAUUCCAGAGAUUGUUGUGUUAAUAAUCUUAAUAGAUUUUUUCCUUUAAAUCCCGGAAUUGAAUUACUCUUAUUCAUGUGUAAAGUUUAAAUUUAUUGCAUGUUAUGUUAUCAGUCGAUUUUUAUGAAGAAGACCACAGCACAAUUGGUGUUGCUUAAAAGACUGUGUGAUAUUGUCUUUUUGCCAAUAUUGUGAUCUUUCUCUCCCUCACCAGCCUUAAUUUGUAGUGUGCCGACAUUUGUCUUGGUUUUUGAAUACAGCAAUCUUAUUUGUUUGUACUGUCGGCAGUGCCUGGUUGUGGGUUGGAGAAGAUAAGCAGUUGGGUGGUACAUUAGUUUGUUGCUUGUUGCUAAGUCACUGUGACAGAUGUCAUGUUCUGACUGAACUUAAAAGCUAUGGCCUCAUGUGUUAUCAGUAGCAAAAAAUGUGAAGUAGAACAAAACAAGUUAGGGUAUUUGGACAAAUAUCAUGAAUGUUUUGUCUACUUUUUAUUAUUAAUUCCUCUGUGCAAUUGUGAUAAAGCUGACUCUUCCCCUCUUGUGGAGCUGGAUUCUGCCUACCCCUCACGCCUUCCUUAGUUUCUGAAGGAAGCUGAGUGGUGUUUCAUAGACCAUUAUUAUCCCCUGGUAGUGUUUCUUUUUUCCUUUCCAUGUGUGAAUGUUUGUGUUGGGUUGACUGUGCAUUAUCCAGAUUUUUUUUGUUACACAGUAAGAGAGGACGAGUUGUAGCAUUAGCAAUAAAUUGUGUGCAUUUUAUUCCUCAAUGUGUUUUAUAGAUAAUGGGUAAUGAAUGAUUGUUCUCCUUAUGACUGGUAACCUUUUACCUGUUCAAAUUUUUAACUGAGAUGACAAGUUGUCAAUACUUGUCUCUCUCUCUCUUGAUGAGGAUUCAAGAAAAUUAUCAAUGAAUUGUGUAGAAAGUGCUUCAAUUCAAUUUUCUGUAUUUGCAAGAGAAGUGAGCCCUUCUGUUGUGGUUUUGAGAAGAUUUAAUCCGUCUCUCAGUUAAGACCUUUAUUUAUUAUUAAUCUUUGCUAUUUUCUUGGUUUGGUGUCCAGUACUAUUGGCCUAUGGACUUAUGCUUGGUUUGCAGAAAAUAAGGGUUCAAGUUUGGCACCCAAAGCGAAGAAGCUGAUGAUGCAAUUGGAUUUACCCAUUUCUCUGAUAACCUGUCCUUAAGCAUGGAUCCAAAGAACCACAUCGGAGCUAAAUUUGUUCUGUAGUUUUUGAUGUAAUUUUGCUUUCAGAGGUAUAGAAUCUGCAAUUCUGUGGUAAAGCGAAAGUGGUUUAAACCAAGUUCACGAAUCUGGAAUUUUAUCUGUGAUGAUUUUUAAGUCCCUAUGUAUAUGAGGUAGUAGAUGAGAUCUUUUUAUCUUAUGGCAUUUUGAGAUAAGUGAACAGUUGAUCACAUUUACCUUUAAUAAAGGACUUGUGGUAUACUUCUUUCUGUAUAGUUGAGAAAUGAAAGAAGCCUGUAUUUUAAAUGUUACAUCAAUUGUGUCUUUGUUUGGUCUUAAAUAAUAAAAAUAUCUUGCAAGAUCCCACAUGUAUUCACAGGUUUUGUUGUUGUUUCUUUUAAGAAAUUGAAUUGAAUAUUUUGGCACUUUUCCCUGCCUAACCCUUUCCCAAUUUUCUGAUGUAAAGACAUUUGCUGUUACUUUCUCUUUUAAUGAAAUAAAAUGAAAGUAACUGUUGAACUGCCUUCACCCUGUAUAUGAAUUUAUUUAGCUAACUUUUUCCAGCAUUUCAAAUAUUUUUACCUAACAUUGAUAACACAUUAAAAUAUGAUUCUUUUGAAGGAAGGGAUCAUGGUGUUGGUCUUAUGAUGAGUCAGUGUCUGCUUCUCUUUUUUUUUUUCAUGUUCAUAUCAUUGAUGUUAUUAUUAGCAACAGUGCCCAAAGUCUGUUUGCCCGCAUUAUGAUGGAAAACGAAUGGAUUACAGUACAACUUGAAUUUGUUGCUUAAACUCUGCAAGUACAAUUUCUCCUGUCAUUAACUGGAUUCUGGCUCUACAAGGGAAAGUUGUUUAUUUUCUACCUCAUCUUCACCUUUCUUCCUGAAAAGAGCACUAGUCAAACUUGAAUUUUAAGUCACUUGAUAGUUAGAGCAAAUAUUUGAGGUUACAUUUUGAGGCAUCCUUGGAGUAUAAUGCAGAGAAAGUUUGAAUGCCCCCCCCCCCCCCUUUCCAAAAAAAAAAAAAAAA